UCAAAAGAAAUAUUCAAAACUCAAUUAACAAAACAUUUGAGCAAAUCGACGGAGAGAGAAAGAGAAGAUGAAUCUUCCAGUAGUAGCUUGCAUCGCGCCAAGAACUCCGAUGCUUCACACCGGCUUGAAUUCAAGAUCUUCCGACACGAACCGCAGUUCAACACUGUUUUUCACGGCGAGGAUACCAUCACGGAACUUGAAACCUCUCGCAGCUGUUUCGUCUGAUUCCGCACCCGACCCUGAACCCAACCUCAAACCGAAGAAGGAAGCUACGGAGAGCGAGAAAUUUCCGACGAAGGUCCCGCGUAAACCGAAGCGCGGGCGACGGAGCGAAGCGGACGCCGUGGAGGAUUUCGUGAGAAGCUCCCUCGAGAAGACGUUCUCCAGCAUACGAGAGCAGAAUCCAGAAGUUUUCGAGAACAAGGAGAAGGCGAGUUUCAUCAAGGACAGAGCGGAGGAAAGCGAAGGAGAGAUGGUGGUGGAAGAGGAAGAUCCAGAUUGGCCUGUGGAUACGGAUGUUGGAUGGGGAAUCAAAGCUUCGGAGUACUUCGAUACGCAUCCCAUCAAGAACGUGGUGGGAGAAGACGGGACUGUGAUCGACUGGGAAGGCGAGAUUGAUGACAGCUGGGUCAAAGAGAUUAACUGUUUGGAGUGGGAAAGCUUCGCCUUUCACCCUAGCCCUCUCGUCGUCCUCGUAUUCGAGCGGUACAAGAGGGCUAGUGAUAAUUGGAAGACAUUGAAGGAGCUCGAGAAGGCGAUCAAAGUUUACUGGGAUGCAAAAGAUCGAUUACCUCCACGGGCGGUUAAGAUUGACUUGAACAUCGAGACAGAUUUGGCUUAUGCUCUUAAAGCCAAGGAAUGUCCACAGAUUCUGUUUUUACGGGGAAACCGGAUUCUGUACAGGGAGAAAGAGGUUCGUUCGGCCGAUGAAUUGGUCCAGAUGAUUGCGCAUUUCUACUAUAAAGCAAAGAGACCUUCGUGGAUAGACAAGGCUAACGUAACCCCGUACUGCUAGUUUGCAAUGUGAACGAGUUGAGUACUAAAAGGUGUCAGUGUAGGAAAGAUGUUUAUGCUUUGUUCGGAAGAAAGAAGAGAUCAAGCAGGGGUUUUACUCGACCUUAUUAUUUCAACAUUAUGUUGUUAGCUUAUGGAAAUAGCAGGCGUCUGGUGAAGAGGUAAAGUUUUGGUUUUUGUGAUAAAAAUCACAAGUUUUUUGUUUGUUGAAUUGUGUUACCAAAGUCGUCUCUGUUAUUCUAUUGGGCUUAUAAGCUGGAACAAAUUGUUCAAUGCAAUUUAAGUCCCAAGUACUGGGGUUUUUUUUAGUGCUCCUAUCCUAUAACCUUUGACUUGUAUGAGAGUGAUUUGAA
This is a messenger RNA of Brassica oleracea var. oleracea, 1367 nucleotides long. RefSeq lists its product as uncharacterized. The record is from RefSeq and is a predicted model, not a curated record. Gene Ontology annotation, biological process: chloroplast organization; regulation of DNA-templated transcription. NCBI's taxonomy places the organism in Eukaryota, Viridiplantae, Streptophyta, Magnoliopsida, Brassicales, Brassicaceae. Gene Ontology annotation, cellular component: chloroplast stroma. The transcript has 4 exons. The coding region runs from base 68 to 1015 and encodes 315 amino acids.